AUGGCAGACGCCCCCCUCCUGGAUCUCGAGGUGUAUCCUACCGCGAAGGAAUUCGUGUCCAAGUGCCACGAGUUCUUCAGGGAAGUCAAGAACUUAACCCCGGGCAAAGACCUCGAGGCCCGACUCAACAGCGAAUACGGCCCAGGCACGCCCUUCUACGAGGCCUUCGCGCAAUACAUGCGCCGGGGGCUCGAGGAAGGCUGGGUCGCGCGCGACGAACUGGACGGGCCCAAGUACCGGCGCGGCCGCAUCGCACCGCCUACGCCGGAGAGCAGCUUCAUCUCCAUCACCGCGGUGUACAUGGACUCGCAGGAGGUGUAUCGGGGCCAAUACCACCAGCAUCCGUACGGGGAGAUAAACUGCGUCAUUUUGCUGGACGAGACGGCCGAGUUGAGGGGCAUGCAGGGCUGGCAGGGCGCCGGAUGGACCAGUCCAGGACCGGGGACACACCACUAUCCCGAAGUCAGAGGCGGUGCGUUGGUUGCGCUGUUUUUCCUGCCCGCGGGCAGGAUCAGUUACGCGGCGACGCCGGAUAUGCCACAGCCAGCGUCUUUAUAG
Molecule: messenger RNA, 558 nt
Organism: Fonsecaea erecta
Lineage: Eukaryota; Fungi; Ascomycota; Eurotiomycetes; Chaetothyriales; Herpotrichiellaceae
Exons: 2
Coding region: 1-558 (185 amino acids)
Source: RefSeq, a predicted model, not a curated record